Dichotomopilus funicola is the source of this 1137-nucleotide messenger RNA. Its product is annotated as translation protein SH3-like domain-containing protein. Gene Ontology annotation, biological process: mitochondrial translation. Gene Ontology annotation, cellular component: mitochondrial large ribosomal subunit; ribosome. Lineage: Eukaryota; Fungi; Ascomycota; Sordariomycetes; Sordariales; Chaetomiaceae. Gene Ontology annotation, molecular function: structural constituent of ribosome; transferase activity; RNA binding. Bases 1 to 1137 code for a protein of 378 amino acids. The record is from RefSeq and is a predicted model, not a curated record. The transcript has 2 exons.
AUGUUGCAGCCACGGCUCCGACCCCUGGUUGCGGGGUUCACCUCACUCCCCUCAAUAUGUCACAGGGCACUCCCACUACGUACUGCCCGUAGCUAUGCGACCGAGACACAGCGGAUUACCGGCGAAGAAAGCGGUGGCACCUUUGUCGCCCCCUCGGACACGAUCGAACCGGUAUUGAUGCGAACCUACAAGCCACGAACACCCGGUGUGCGCCAUCUGAAACGUCCUAUCAAUGACCAUCUGUGGAAGGGCCGACCCUACUUGCCCUUGACAUUCCCCAAGAAGGGCCAUGGGAAAGGUGGGAGGAAUCACAGCGGGCGGGUCACCGUGAGACACCGCGGAGGUGGUCACAAGCGGAGAAUUCGGACGGUGGACUUCAAGCGGUUCCGGCCGGGGCCGCAUCUGGUAGAGCGCAUUGAGUAUGACCCGGGCCGGAGUGCGCACAUCGCCCUAUUGACAGAGCGAGCAACGGGCGACAAAUCCUACAUCGUGGCCGCGGAGGGCAUGCGGGCCGGCGAUGUGGUGCAGAGUUACCGGUCCGGCAUUCCGCAGGACCUUCUCGACAGUAUGGGCGGUGUCGUAGAUCCCGGUAUUCUGGCGGCUAAGACGGCAUGGCGGGGCAACUGCCUGCCGAUGCACAUGAUUCCGGUCGGCACCUCCGUUUAUAACGUCGGGUCGAAAGCAGAUGGCCCGGCCGUGUUCUGCCGCAGUGCGGGGACGUACGCGACAAUUGUUUCGAAGGAAGAAGAGACCCGCGACGACGGCACGAAGGUCAUGACGGGGAAGCAUGUUAUCGUCCGGUUGCAGAGCGGGGAGAUCAGGAAGGUCAGCAAGGACGCCUGUGCUACUGUCGGUGUGGCUAGCAACAUCAUGCACCAGUUCAGGCAGCUGGGCAAGGCUGGGCGUAGCCGGUGGCUGAACAUCCGGCCUACGGUCAGAGGUGUGGCGAUGAACUCAAAUGACCAUCCUCACGGUGGUGGCCGUGGUAAAUCGAAGGGUCACAAGCACCCAGUCAGCCCAUGGGGUCAGCCGGCGAAGGGUGGUUUCAAGACACGGAAGACGAAUAACAUCAACAAAUGGGUUGUUACCCCCAGGGUGCGGAACAUGGGCAAGCGGAGAGACAAGAACGCGUCUUAG